Haliotis rubra (blacklip abalone) is the source of this 1647-nucleotide messenger RNA. RefSeq names its product muscle M-line assembly protein unc-89-like. The transcript has 2 exons. The record is from RefSeq and is a predicted model, not a curated record. The coding region runs from base 1 to 1647 and encodes 548 amino acids. Lineage: Eukaryota; Metazoa; Mollusca; Gastropoda; Lepetellida; Haliotidae.
AUGAGAAGGAUGCAUCUGGCAAAUGCUAAACCUGAGAGUCCAAGGAAGUUAAAGAAGAAGGCAAGCAGUACAAUUAAAGAAGAGGCAACAGAUGAAGUUGAAGAGACAAAGAUACUACUUGAAGUCACAAGUCCGAGAAAGAACCCCAAACGAUCUAUCAGUGAACCUGCCCAUUCUGAACCUGAAACAACACAGACUUCUCCACCAAAAAAAGAAACAGAAGAUGUUGGAAAUAUUAGUGAAUCUGAAGAUAUUGGAAAAGUUGAAGAACCUGAAACAUCUGGUAAUGUUCAGGACUCGGUGGCAGCUAUAAAUGUUCAGAAAUCAUCAGGACCUGCACAAGGAGAAGAAAACAUUUUAAGUCCUGUCAAAUCUGAAGGUGAAAUGCCAACCACAAGUGAUGGAUCAGGAACUCCUGGGUCAAGUCCAGAGAAGAAAAAGAGAAAGUAUGUGAGAAAAAUUCCCCUUGAAGAGGUUCUGCUAAAGAAGAAGAAAAACAGAAUGAUUAAAUUGGGCCUGAUAGGUGAUGGUGGUACUGCCUCUAAUAAGACUGAAUCAUCCUUGACUGGUAAUGCUUUAGGUUCUCCCACAAAGAAGAAGAAAGGUCAGGUUGCAAAGUCGGAACCAGUGAAAAUUGCUCCAGUAAUGAGUGACUUGAAGCUAGCUCAAGUCAGUGACAUAGUAAUGAAGCCUGCAUUGGCAAUCAAAACAGCAUCACCUGUGAAUAUGACCAAGAAUAAGGAUGUUCUUGAUGGUGGUACAGUAACUUUGAUAACCGUGUUUCCGCAAAGCAAACCUUCAAUCAUUAACACACCAAUAAUACAGAUUGUUAAUGAUAAACCAAUAAACAUUUCACCAAAGAAGACAAAGCAGGAUUCUCCUCCUCAGAAAACAGUGAAACAAUCUCUGAAAAAGGACAGCAAUGCUAGUGCAGCAGAGUCGCCUACAGCCAAGGUUAAGACACCAAGAAAAAGUUCUGUUCAAAAGUCUCCAUGCAAGGCAAAGACAAAGAGCCCCAAAACUGAUGCUAGUUUGAGUGAUCAUGCAGAAACUGAUUCUGUGGAAAAAGCUACAAGGAAAACACCAAAGAAGAAUAAAAGGGGCACCGCAAUGGAAAAUUCAUGUGCAGACACUGGGAAUGUUCCUACUGAAGUAAAGACUCAAAACAAAACAUCUUCAAAGAAAACAGAAAUAAGUAGUACAUGUACUGACAGCAAUACUGAGAGUACCAAUACUUCAAAAGGAAAGACAACUCCUAAAAAGACUCCUGUAAAGGUCAAGGUCACUCCAAAGAAAGGACAACCUGAGUCUGGAUGUUCCAAAAAGGGUGCCCCAGAGACUUGUAAUAUCAAGAAAACACCAACAAAGUGCAAAAAGGCAGAUAAAAUUGGGUCGGUAAAGCAAAAUGAACAGGUUUCAGAGACUGACAAAACUUCACCCUCUGGUAAAAGUCAGCCCAAGAAGCGGAGAUCAGGUCUGAACUCAUCCUUGCUGUGUGAAGAAGAUACAGAUUUUCUGUUGGAGUCUGAUGAUUCUGAAGAGGUACUUUCAAGGAAAAGGCCUAAGCCGAGGUUGAAGUGUGUCAUUGAGAAACCACCAGUGAAUAAGGUUGCCGAGUUCGGUUCUGAAUCCGACAUUAGUCGGUAA